AUGGACCGGCUGGUAUCGCGAGUUCGGCGACUCUCGCCCCUGCGAACUAUUUCUGACGCGCUGCUCCUUUCGCUGCUCUCGCAGUCGGAAUCCCAGCCAGACAACUUGCAACAAGGCGUCGUCCGUACGUUGAUUUGAUUUUGGGUCGGCGUCGAAAAAGAAAACACUCUUUUUUUUUGGGUAUCAAGCUUUAGCCUUCAGCUAUUUUUCUGUAGAUUGACUUCCGCCUAAUAAAAUGAAAUGAGCAAUAAAGAGGACAGCCUCUGAAAUUUGAUAUUUUUUCCUUGAAGAGGGUGUCGGAAGUCCAAAGUUAUCAUUAGCUUGAACUUUCGAACUUCAAAGCUGUAUUUUGUGCUCUGAGCUUUCUCAGAUCAGUUUUCAGUGUUCGAGAAAGGCGAGUCGACGUGCUAUUGGUAUCUGCUCGUCAGCGGCGAAGUGCAACUCUAUCGCCCUUCCAAUGUUUGCCAAACUUCUUUUCGGCUUGUUAAUUAGUGGGCGUGUUGCGUUGUUUGGGCAUUUCCAGCAUCGGAAACAAAAAAAAACGUGAAAAAUUGGGAAAAGCCACAAGAAAAAGCUAUGAUGGGAGAAAAAUGAUUUUCAGCAUAGCUAUUAUAAUUUUUUUCUUCGUCUACAAAUAUUCAAAAUAAUUUUAUUCCGGCGAGUAGGUUUUAGUUGUUUUGAUUUUUUUGAAAGCUUUUUCAAGUCAGUUUGAAAUAGUUCGCGGUGCAGUUCAAAUGCAUAUAAAUUAGACUUUAAUCAAAUUCACACCGAAAAAAGUUCUUGUUGACUACUUUUUAAAAAUAUUCGCAAUUGUUUUUUUUUUCAAAGAGCAAAGCAUGAUUUCCAAAUUAAAGGUUCAGUUUCUAAAGCUUUCUCAUUUUUUCAAGUAAAAUAAGUUGAAUAGUAGGAUUUCAGUCAAGCUCAAUCUUCCUGAUUAUUUCCAGAACUUUUAGAAAAGAGUUUUUCUUGCUUGUGUUCAAACUGAUAGGGGCUAUCUACAGUUUUCAAGUUGAGAUCUCAUAAACUAUAUAAAAACUUGAUUGUUUCCGAUCAGCUCAAAGUUUCAGAGCCACGGCAGCACUCACAUCCGAACUCUCCUGUCGGGAGCCAUCUUCGGAGAACUGGGAACGACGUUCCAUACGUGCUCGGCCCUCGUCUCGCGGCCUUCGCAGCUCGUCAGAAUCUCUCAGACUCACUUUCUCUCCAUUUACAACGUUUGUGAAAGCUCCGGACGUCGGGAAAGGGAGGAUGAUUGAUGUUCAGAAGCACGGCGACCACUUACAGCCUUUCAUCGUCGUCGUGCACGAUCUCACCGACGACAUCGGUGAGAAGAUGUCGAUAAUUUCCGGGGAAGAUGCUCUCAGGGCCAAUACAUUUUUUCUUUGGGCCACUAUCUCGGAUAUUUGAAAACUUUUUUGGAAAAACUGAUUUUUUACAAAAAAAAGUCUUUAAAAUCAAAUAAAAAGUGUGCAGGGGGCCUUUUUUUAAACUUUUUUAUGUCCGAAUCACGAUUAGCUUGGGAUGGAAAGGGGCGUGGCCUGUCUGUUCUCUUCACAAACCACGCAAUAUCUUAGUUUUUUUAAAAAAAUCGUGUCAGGACCCUAUUUUCGAUGGCUCAAGCCAACUAUGACUCAGCCAUACUUGUAUAUAAUUUUUUUCUAAGUAAUCAGCUAAAUAAUAUAGUGGAACGAAACAUUCUAUUGUAAAUUAUUUUUUUUAAAGGUUUUCCCCACAAUUUUCAAUGGAGGUAUAAUAGUUUUUAAAAAGACAUUAGCUUUUUGCUCUGGAAAAGAAAAAUUAGUUCUCAAGAGGAUGAUCGGCGAAAGUCAUGAAUAAUUUAGACGAGGCAUUUUAGCCGUUUUUCGAGUCACGCACACAUCCUGUUAUUUCAGUUGAUUUCUAAAGAAUUUACAUGACAUUUUGACUUGAAUUAUACAUCACACUCGAACGAGAAAAAACUUUUUUGCAGAGAAUUUGAGAAAAAAAAAGUUUCUUUUGAUGAUUUGAAAAAAAUAGUUUGAGUUUUUCAACAGAAAAAAAUUUAAAAUCGAAAAUAUUGGGAAUUCAGAUGCCACCCCCGACUAUCCAAUCGUUUACGUACCCCCUGUCGACUACAACAAUGUUCUCUACAAGAGUAAAACCCUUAUUUUUUCAAACCUUAAGGUUUACGUUCAGAAGACCCCACAACCAGCAACGGCGAUGCGAACGAGAAGAACUUUAUUGAGAUCAGUAAUAAAAUGGUCAAGGCUUCAUAGUUUAAUCAAUCUAAUUUAACAUUUUUCAGAGCCCUGAGAAACAGAUUGUCGAAGCUGGAGAAGUAGUUCAACGGGCGAUGCGACAUUCGGCGUCUCAUCUUAUUCGCGACGUUGUUUUGCAUAAUGAGGUAGAGCUUUAGUUUUUCCAAGCUUUCAGAUGAAAUUAAUCAAAGGACGGUAAUAAAAUGAAGAAAGUUUUUUUGAGACAUUAUUUUUUUAAAUAUUGUAAACUCCUGUGUCAACUCAAAUUAUAUUGACGUUUUUGAAAAAAAUUUAGUUGAUCCAGAAAUUUUUUUCUUAAUUUUACGAAUAUAAUGGAAAAAUUUUUUUAUUUUUUUGAUCGAAAAAAAGCCUUUUUAAAAAAACGAAGUUAAAAUUUUUUUAAAGUCAGUCUUCAGCGGCGACUCACAUUCUAUCAAAAAAAUUUUUCAGAAACUAGCGGAACUCAGAGAACUUAUUACCUGUUUUUGACUGAAAUUACCUUAUUUUUGAGAAAUAGAAACACAAAUUUCAGUCAUACCGAGGAUGCAUGGCGGGCAACGAAAUGGUCGAUUGGCUACUCGAAACAUUCAUCAGCCAUUCAGUUCCCACAAUGUCUCGAUUUCAGGUUCUUCCAAUUUUCAUGAUUGAUUGGACUUCAACGUUUCUCUUCAGAUGACAGCAAUCUGGCAGAUCCUCCUCGAACAAAACGUGUUGACCCACGUCGCCGGCGAGCAGAAGUUCGUCGACAAGCACGUCUUCUACCGAUGGACGAGCAAAGUUCCACAAAGGGGACCUCCGACUUCAGAAGACGUCGCCCACGCCAUCUCCUUCCUUGGCAUCGUCGCUCCAGAAACUCUCUUCCGAAUCAUUCUUUCCAAACCGUCAGUUUGAACUUUAUUUUUGAUCUUUCUUAUUUUUGAUCUGCAACAUUUCAUACAGCUGUGAAGUGGUUUUGCAUUUCAAAAGAACUUAAAUCUAUUUAGAUGUUUUUCUUCAUCAGUUGAUUUUGAUAUCAAAUCUCCAAUUUUUAUUCAUUCCUUGAACUACUCAAACUCUAUUAGGUUGAUCGUUCCGAAAUAUUGUCGCUUUUUUCGUUUCUAACGCAAAUAUCGCUUUCAUGCGUUCGAAACGCCUGAUUUAUUAUAUAUUAAUUCUCCAACUUAAUUUUCGUUUGAAUUUUCUUUGUGUUCUUAAUCCACCCAAAAUCACCAUGAAUAAGAAAAAUUUGACUACUAAAUUGAAACAUUUUUUCUAGUGGUUUCGAGAGGAAUCCCGAGGAGUUGGAGCUGGUCUACGAGGAGCUGAUGCACAUCAAGGCUUUCUCGCACCUGAGCACGAUGGUCAAACGACAGCUGUCUUAUGUUGUGGAGCUGCAGCAGUUCGCCCAUGCCGGUGAGCAAUAAAUGUAUUCCAAAAAAAUAAAUAAAAACUACUUUGAAACCACAUAAUUAUUGAAUUUAAGUCUAUUCAUAGAUGAAGCGCCUAUUUAAUAAUAAUAAGUUUAUUCACUAGAUAAUGUUAAAAAAAUAAGAAUUGAAAUAGUUCAAAAUAAGAGAGCAGUAGAAUAACCAGUAACGGGAAUUAUUCCAACCUAACGAGUAGACUGUGACCCGGAAGAUACUUCAAACCUCUUUUUAUUACUAGUUGACAAUUUUUUUCUUUGAAAAAAACCUUUAAAAAAAGAAAAUUUUUUUACUUUUACAUUAGAUAACUCUUUAGUUUUUCAAAACAUUUUUUUCAGGCUAUUUUUUUAAAUAAAAUUAACGCGGCAGAUUUGUUUGAAAACAAUUGAUCAACAAAAAUAAACUCAUGACGUAAACAACGCACGUCAUUCGUCCGAAUAACAUUGUCCCUUUCACCGAUUUUCCCUGAAACUUUGAAAUUUCCCAGUUCUGUUUAUGCAAAUCCUUGAAGGAAGCAUCGUUUUUCGACAAGGCGACCGCGGUAAUCACUGGUAUAUCGUGCUGAAAGGCGGCGUCGAAGUCAGCAUUCAUGGAAAAGUUCGUUGGAUUAGAUUUCCAUGCUUUGAAAGGCCUUUUUAGGGUCCUGUUUGUGCUCUACGGGAAGGCGACGACUUUGGCAAGUUGGCAUUGGUUAACGACCUUCCGAGGGCCGCCACAAUCACGACACUUGAAGACGAUUCUCAGUUCUUGGUUGUUGACAAACAUCAUUUCAAUCAGUUUAGAAAGCUUCUGAAGGCUUUUCUCAAGCUCGAAAUUUUCAGAAUACUUCGUGAAGUCGAGGCCAACACUGUGCGGUUGCGGGAGUUUGGAGAAGACGUCCUGGUCCUGGAAAAAAUCGACAUCCCUAGAGGGGCCGCUGUGGACAACACUCACUCUUUUUCGCACUGCGGGUUGGUUCAUUAAAGUAGAAAACCAAGUGGUCACUAGAGAGAUUAGUUUAAGUCUAAGUGGCUACUUAUAUGGUCGCAACUCAAUUACUUUCUUUCCUGAUUUUUUUAAAAAUCUACAUUUAGCGUAUCUUCUUUUGAGAAGAUACUUAAAAGUGAUAUUUUGAAUUUUUGACAGUUUUGCAUGGUAGUUUAUAAUGAGUUUUAGAUAUUCCGUGAUGGCUGGCCGAGCUGAGAAGAUCCUUGAAUAUGUUCUGGAAACUCGAAUCGACGCUCAUUCAGAUGAUUUGACAGGUUUGAGAAUCUCGAAAAAAUCUUCAGAACUCAAUUUGGAUUAUCAAGAAAUUGACGUCUUCCUGGAAGAUUUCAUACUGACGCACGAGGCGUUCAUGUCAACCAAUGCGGUGUGCAAUUUCUUGAAGUCUUACUAUUUCAGACCAGCUUAUGUGAGCUCCAGAUUUCAAAGUCAUUACUUUUCAUUUUUGAUGCAGAAAGCUGGAGAAGUGCCGUCGAUGGACGAAAUGGAGGAGGUCUGCUCGAAAAGGAGAGUCGUCAAGUUUGUGACAAUCUGGAGCUCCCUACUCCGACUCAACUUCUUCCUUCACCCAGCUGCCAACUCCUUCAUCGAGGAGCUGUACUGUCACGUGAUAGACGACCAGAAGCGGAUCGAAGGGAUGCGCGAUAUCGUCGUGACGAUGACGGCUCUGAGGUCGACCAGGGAGUCUGUCCAACGGAUCUUGGCACGACAUCCAGCUACCGUACUCGAUUGCGGCGUCUUGUCGGCUCACAUGCCGACGCCAAUCUUGCCUACUGAUAUCUGUAACCUUUCUAAAAUCGAGUUUUUCCAAUUGUCACACUUAGGUAACCAAAUAAUCCACCUGUCCGAUACCACCUGCUUCGUGCUUUCGAUUCGGUUAGACAAGACUGCCGGGGAAAUCUGUGAAUUGUCAAGAAGAAGGCUUCGGAAUCACUCAUUAGAGCCGUUGUUAUUAGUUGAAGUUAAGAGUAACGGAGGUAAAGAGAAGGUAAAAAUAAAGAGUUUCUUUUUUUUUCCUUUAGAGAAAAUCAUCUUCGCUCCAACGGAUAGAGCGAUUCCGACAAUGUUGUCACUCAAUAGCAAACUCUACGUUGUGUUUGAAGACGAGGUCAACUGUUUGGUAAGUCAAAACACGAAAGUAUUUUCGAAUAAAAUCACAAAUGGGAAAGUAAAGAAACUCAAUCAGACCGGGAAGAGUGGGUUAGCUUACAAAAAUUUAUCAAAACGGCGAGUAAGAGAUUUCUAAGCUGAAGAAGUAAUUUGGCAUCAAAAAUGGCCUAAUCUUAGGGGUCCUUGAAAGAUCCCCUCUAGAGACCACUUUAUCUACCGCUUUAGGGGCCACUGAAGCUUGCAAAAGUGGCCCCCACAGUGUAUGAAUAUAAUUAGUGAAGUAAAUUUUCAGGACGCGUUAUUCGACCAGAAUGGCCCCACUGAGUCGGUUCACUCGAGUAUCCUGCAACUGAUUGACGCCCACGAACUGGCCCAUCAGCUUUUCUGCUUUCAUAUCCAAUUGGUGCAGUCGACUCACACCUGCGAGUUGAUCUCCCAAGUCAUCGGACGGGAAUCUUUUCCAGCUCAUACUCCUUUCAAUCUUGACCUCCUCGUUCGGAGGUCAGAACUUCGGAAAACAUUAAGCUCUUAUUUUUCUCUCCUUCUGAAAAUCAUCCGAAGAGUUGAGAAUCGAUUGAUUUAAGGGGUUUCAACGUAUAAGUGAGAAAACUGUGAAAUUUGUGAAAAAACUUGAAAAAAAAAAACAGUUCGAGUUUCAAUUUCUUGCCGCAACUUCAAAUUUUUAGAUUCAAUGAGGUGCAGUAUUGGGCGACAAGUGAAGUUCUUCUCGCCACUGACGCCACGAGAGUUGAAAUCCUGAAAAAGUUCAUCAAAAUCGCAGCUUUGUGAGUUUUCGGCAGAAUAAUUUCUUCACAACUCCAUUUUUUAUAGUGCAAAACAGAACCAAGAUCUCUUGACGACUUUUGCGAUAAUCCUCGGAUUGAGCCACAUUUCCGUCAGCCGACUGAGUCAUACUUGGAACGUAGGUCUUUCGCUUAUUAUUGAAGUUAAUAUGACUAAUUUAGCGGCUGUCAUCGAAAGUGAAGAAGCAGUUCGCCGAGUUCGAAGCACUUUUGGAUCCUUCGAGGAAUCACCGAGCUUAUAGGAUGUUGAUUCAUAAGGUUUCAAAGUUUUAGUUUUGAAAUUCGUUAUUUUUCUAGAGAAAAUCUUCAAAAAUUUUCACAAGGGUUUUUCGAAAGCAGGGAAGUAUAGUCUGCUUUGUCAAGUAAGCAGACUAUACUUCCCUGCUUUCGAAAAAAGAAAUGUCAAGUAAACAGACGUCAUUCAAAAACGCUCUGAGGAUGGAUCGCUCUCUGAUUGGUUUAUCACGCCAUUUGGGGCGGAGCUUGAGCUAGGCUUUGACAUUCAAAUAUUGAAAAGACCAUAUUCUAUAACCUAAAAUAAAUCUGGGAAAAGCUUCUAAAGUCUUUUUUUAAGACAUUCCUUAUUGCAUAAAUUUUUAUGAUUUCAUUCAUCUGACAAAAAAUCAGAGAUAUAUUUUUCACUUUGAACCCUUCUGAAAAAUGUUUCUUUGGGGCGAAAAUCCUUGAUGCCGUGUUCAAUUUGAUUCCGCGAAAUACAAAAUGAUCUCUGACUCUCCAAAAUCUAGUGAUCUUUUCCUUUCUCUAACGGGUAUUUUGCAUUUCGCGGAAUCAAAUUGAACACGGCAUGAAAAUUAGAGGCUGUUUUUUCCACAUCCAUGAAAUAUGUGUCUUUUGAGAAGACUUAUUUUUUUGCUCGAUUUUAGAUGGCGGCUCCGUACACACCUUUCGUCCCGAUUUUACUGAAAGAUCUCGCUUUUCUACACCAGGGCAACAAGUCCUUCUAUAACGGACUCGUCAACUUUGAGAAAAUGGUAAUUAUUUUAAGCUUGGAGUUCCAUUAUUCCAUUUUUCAGCAUAUGCUGGCGAAUGUUCUGCGCACUUAUCGGCAAUGUAAAUCGUCAUUUAAUGGUCAAAAUAUUCAAGUUUCCCUCAAAUUUAUCGAUUUUCAGGAGAAGAUACCCAUAGGACAUUUGCCGACUCACAAAGUCUAAUCAGAAAUCUACGAGUGAGUGAUUUUCAACCAAAAAAAGAUAAAGUCAACAUUUUCCAGGUAAUCGAUAAUCAACGACGUCUCAUGCAACUUUCAUACAAAAUUGAACCUCGGGCCGGUAGAAAAACUGACUAUUAA
Messenger RNA from Caenorhabditis auriculariae, 7846 nucleotides. NCBI's taxonomy places the organism in Eukaryota, Metazoa, Nematoda, Chromadorea, Rhabditida, Rhabditidae. The record is from the annotation of a GenBank genome assembly.